AAGUAGUGUGAGUAAAACACAUGACAAAGACGCGAGAUCCCUCUAAACUAAAACCCUUUUCAGGAAAAUGACCAAAUACAGAAUCGCUAGUUUCCUUCUCAAAUUUUCUUGAAAAUAUUUAUGGGACUUUCAGAUAAUACCCACUGCCUGUUUCGCUGAUUAUACCCGCAGAAAUGGCGCUCAAGCUCAAUGCUUCGGCUGUGUAUUCACUGCAGAACCUUCAGUUACGUCAUAGAAGUCAGAGCUGCUUAUGGAGUUUUAAACCAAAUCAACUGUAUCAGAAUACUCCAAGAAUUUCGUGCAGUAUGAAUAUGGCUGCCAACCAGCCAGGUGACCCUAGGAAAUUGAGCGUCAGUCAUAUUGUGGACAAGGCAAGAAGUUUGUGGGAUACUUCUCCUCAGCCUGUCAAGACCUUUCCUUGGAACAAGACAUUAAAUCAUUUCAUUCAACUCCUUGUUGACAUUGUCUUAGCAGUCAUCAAAUACCUAGCCAUACCUGUAUUUUCCAUUACAUCAAUCAGCGAAAUGUCUUAUUGUGCACAUGAAAGGAAGCUGUACCUUAUCCCACUUCCGUUUCUAGUUGGUGUCUCUGUAGCUGGGGUGCUACAAAAUGCUGCUUUAGAAUCGUCUUCAUAUCUCAAGUAUGCAGAAGUCCCGUGGCAUCUGAUUGCUCUUCUAAUAUUCUUUGCAUUGCUCAAGUUUCCUGGUCCUUAUUACCCAUAUUGGGGACGUAUAUUCAUUCCUCACAUGGCAAACGGAGCAAUUUUGAGGACCUUGUGGUUCUUGUUUCUGUGGUUCCGGAAGCCCCAAAAGGCACCAGAAAAUAACCACAUCGACUCUGUUGUCGACAAUCCUGAAACAGACAAGGUCUUGUAGCGUCAUAAAUCCUCAAUAGGUGUAGAUGCAGUUUUGCCCUUCGGCCAUCAGCUCAACUAUUUGGAAGAGGUUUAGGUUUUGUUUUGUUCUAUUGCCAAAAAACGUUGAGGAUAUUAUUAUCUUAGUAUUAAUGAUCAAGAUUCUUUUUACUUUUCCUCAA
This is a messenger RNA of Salvia miltiorrhiza (redroot sage), 1035 nucleotides long. RefSeq lists its product as uncharacterized. The coding region runs from base 174 to 875 and encodes 233 amino acids. NCBI's taxonomy places the organism in Eukaryota, Viridiplantae, Streptophyta, Magnoliopsida, Lamiales, Lamiaceae. The transcript has 4 exons. The record is from RefSeq and is a predicted model, not a curated record.